Ectocarpus sp. CCAP 1310/34 is the source of this 5428-nucleotide messenger RNA. Lineage: Eukaryota; Phaeophyceae; Ectocarpales; Ectocarpaceae. The record is from the annotation of a GenBank genome assembly.
GCACACACAGCAGAGUUCAUCUUGUCUUUCUUUUGGGAACUCACACAUACACCCAAGUUUCACCCCAAGCCCCCCCCCUCCCGCGCGGUUACAUACCUACGCUCUCUCUACCCUUGCGAUGGAGCCGAGGAAGUCGUCACCGAGCGCCCACGGCAGCUUGGUCGGGCUGGCUCUCUGCUGCUCAGUUUUGUCUUUUCCGGGCGUGAGCUCCUGGAUUUUGACCCCCCCGGUCACCACCAACAACCGACCGGCUCCUGCCUUCCCCCGGGCAUCGCCCCUCCCCACCAGCCUGAGAUGGCACCGGCAGCCGUUGCUUCCGCUGCAGCAGCAGCCAUGGUCGGCCGCGAGCAAGCUCCGGGCGACCACCGUUGAGGGCAUCCCGUCGGCGGCGCAGCAAGAAGAGGAGAAGGCGGUCGAGGAGGAGAAGAAAGGGAUUCCGUACCACCAGCUGAAGAUUGGGGUGGUGAAGGAGACUACCCCGGGAGAGCGGAGAGUGGGCCAGAGCCCCGCGUCGGUGCGAAUGCUAACCAAGGAAGGCUUCGGAGUCGUCGUCGAAUCUGGGGCAGGUGCUGCCGCCAGCUUCACGGACGAGGCGUACGAGGAGGCCGGCGCUACAGUGGUGAAGGGCAGCGAGGCUUGGAAGGCUGACAUUGUCGUGGACCCCCCUUCCCCCGAGGAGGCCGCCCUCGUCGAGGACCGCACGCUCAUCAGUCUGCUGUUCCCCGCUCAGAGCGGAGACCUCGUGAAGCAGCUGGAGGGGCAGGGGGCCACCGUGAUGGCCAUGGACUGCAUCCCUAGGACUCUUUCGCGAGGGCAGACGUACGAUGCUCUCAGCUCGCAGGCCAACAUUGCCGGGUACCGGGCCGUUAUCGAGGCCGCCCACGAAUUCGGCCGUCUGCUGGGCGGCCAGAUGACUGCCGCCGGAAACGUCAAGCCCGCUAAGGUGCUCGUGGUGGGUGCUGGCGUGGCCGGGCUGGCCGCCAUCGCGCAGGCUAAGGCUAUGGGGGCCGUGGUGAGGGCUUACGACGUCAGGCCCGUGGUGCGGGAGCAGAUCGAGUCGCUUGGAGCCGAGUUCCUGCAGGUGGAGUAUGAGGAGGACGGAAGCGGCGCAGGAGGGUAUGCCAAGGAGAUGAGCGAUGGCUGGAAGGAGGCGGCGGCGGCGCUGUUCGCCAGGGUGUCGGCGGACUCGGACAUCAUCAUCACCACGGCGCUCAUCCCGGGGAAGCCGGCUCCGAAGCUCGUGACGUCCGAAAUGGUAGCCGGCAUGAAGCCCGGUUCGGUGACGGUGGACCUGGCGGCGGCGAACGGAGGUAACAUCGGCACCACGGUCAAGGACCAAGUCAUCGUCACCGAGAACGGGGUGACUUGUGUCGGGUACACAGACCUGCCAUCGCGCCUCCCGCAGACGUCGUCCCAGCUGUACGCCAACAACAUCGCCAAGCUCAUUCUUGCCACCGGGCCCCAGACGACCAAGGAUAAGGGGUACUGGUACAUCGAUCACGAGGACCCCGUGUCGCGGGGCAUGCUCGUCGUGGAGGAGGGCAAGCUCAUGUGGCCGGCACCGGUGGCCCCGCCGCCGCCCGCGCCGCCGGCACCGUCCGCCGCGGAGGCAGCUGCCGCAAAGAAGAAGGAAGAGGUGGCGGCUGUGGCGGCGGCGGCGGAGGCCGAGCCGGUGGACCCUCAGGCGGCGGCGCUGGUUGACGGCGCUAAGGCCGCGCUCGGAGCCCUGGCGUUCGUUGCGCUGGGGGUAUCGAGCCAGGGCAGCCACGACUUCACGGAGAUGCUCACUAUCCUCACGCUGGCCUGCCUGGGAGGCUACCAGCUGGUGUACGGCGUCGCCCCGGCCCUCCACUCGCCCCUCAUGUCGGUGACCAACGCCAUCUCGGGAAUGACGGCCGUGGGAGGGAUGGUCCUUCUCGGAGGAGGGAUCUUUCCGGAGAAUGCGGGACAGGCCCUCGGCGCUGCGGCCCUGCUGGUGUCGUCGGUCAACAUCGUCGGCGGUUUCCGCGUGACCAAGAAGAUGCUCGACCUUUUCAAGCGCCCGGGGGACCCGGAGGAGAACAACGAGAUCACCGUCGGGCUGCCCGUCGCCGUGGGGCUGGGCGCUCUUGCGGCCGGAGAGACUAUGGGCUACUCGGAGCUGUCCAACUUCGCUGGGCUUGCGUCGGCGGUCAUGUGCAUGCAGAGCAUCGGCGGGCUCUCCUCCCAGAGCACUGCCAGGUUCGGCAACGUUCUCGGGGUCGGCGGGGUUACCCUCGGCCUGGCGGCGACGGUCGGGCUCAUGUAUCACGCCGGGGUCCCGCCGGAGGUGUUCGCGCAGAUGGCGGCGCUCAUGGGGGUGGGAGGUGUGGCCGGCUACGCCGUCGCGGGGAAGGUUGGACCUACGGAGCUCCCCCAGACGGUGGCGGCUUUCCACAGCCUUGUCGGGGCUGCCGCCACGGCUACCGCCAUCUCGGAGUUGGUCGGACACCCACCGGAGGCGCUGGGUGCUAAGCUGACGAUCUACCUAGCGGCGGUGAUCGGUGCGAUAACCGCUACGGGGUCAGUGACGGCCUUCGCUAAGCUUCAGGGCAUCUUGAGCUCUUCGCCCCUCUCCCUGCCGGGGCGAGACCAGCUCAACAUCGCCAUGGGCAGCGGCAUCCUCGCCGGCGCUGUGGCCCUCGCCUCGUCCGGUGACGUCUCCGGCAUGCUCCCGGCUCUCGGAGUGGGGUCCGUCGUCGCUGCCCUCCUCGGGGCCCACGCUACCGCCUCCAUCGGUGGCGCCGACAUGCCGGUGGUGAUCACCCUCCUCAACUCGUACAGCGGGUGGGCGCUCUGCGCCGAGGGCUUCAUGCUCAACAACGACCUGCUGGCCAUCGUCGGCGCCCUGAUCGGCUCCAGCGGUGCGAUCCUCACGCAGAUCAUGUGCCAGGCCAUGAACCGGAACAUCUUCAACGUGAUCUCCGGCGGGUUUGGUACGGUCCAGAAGGCGCCGGCCGCCGGGGGCGACGCCGGGCCGGCGGGCGUGCACACGGAGACCACGGCAGAGAGCGUGGCGCAGAAGAUGCUCAUGGCCAAGAGCGUCAUCAUCGUGCCCGGCUACGGACUCGCCGUGGCCAGGGCCCAGCAGGCCGUGGCGGAGCUUACGAGGAAGCUCACCGAAGCGGGGGUGAAGGUCAGGUUCGGCAUACACCCCGUCGCGGGGCGGAUGCCCGGGCAGCUGAACGUGCUCCUGGCCGAGGCCGGGGUGCCGUACGACGUCGUCGAGGAGCUCGACGAGAUCAACGACGACUUCAAGGAAACGGACCUUGCGAUCGUCAUCGGUUCGAACGACUGCGUCAACUCCGCGGCGGAGGACGACGAGAACUCCGCCAUCUACGGCAUGCCGGUCCUCAAGGUUUGGGAUGCCAAGGAUUGCGUCGUCAUCAAGCGGUCCAUGGCAACAGGUUACGCCGGACUGGACAACCCCGUCUUUUACAAGAAAAACACGGAGAUGCUGCUGGGAGAUGCCAGGGACGUGGCGGAUGACCUGCUCUCCAAGGUCACGGAGCAGACGCGCUGAGCGAGCGGUACACCCCGUGUCACGACGCGGGACGGUGUGAAGUACGGAUGGAAUCCUGACAAAUGUGAAAUACGGGUGGAAUCCUGACGAUGGGGCAGCUCAGCCCGGCGCCGCCGAACGAACGAAAACUCAGAGUCCCGCCGUGGCCUACCUUUGCUGCAGCAGUACUUUCGGACAGAUGGCGUGCAUAUAUCUACAAAUCUCUCCGAGGCGGCGGCAAGGCCGAACAGCAAGCAGAGUUCAGAUUGUUUGGGAAGGGUGGACGCUGGCGGGAUGGGUUUGUACAUCGUUGGCUUGUGUUGUCCGUCUUCAAGAGUGCCCCCCCGGCUGUUGCCAGGUUGCUUCCUCGCCUCAGCUGUAACGCCGCGCUCCGUUGAGAGCCCCGUUCGCUAGCCAGACCGACCAUCCGAAGAGGAGCGGCGGGGGGUCUGCGAUUGUUGAUGUCUGAAAAGGGAGGUGUGAGAUGUGUGAACACCGGAUGGUGCGUUGGUUGUAUGAGGUGUGUCACAGGCUAGUGAAUGGUGAGUUGGUCGCGCCCAAGGCAAGCGGGUGCCCGCUCAAGGCGAAGUACUGUCCGCAACUCCCACUGGAAUUUUCUACAGUAGCCGUCUCUUUUAAUCUUUCAACGCGCGCGCGUUCGUGUAGUACAAUGAUAUGCAAGCCAGGAAGUCUCUUCUUUGUAUUGAUUUGGCGGGAGGGAGAACGGAGAGCCAAAGAGGGAGAGCAAAGGCAGAUCGUAGUUCAUAUCGUUGUGUGAAGCGUUCUUCAGGAAUGGGGUGAGGGUACCGGGGAGGCGCUUGGAUACACGCGUGCGUGCAUGACGUUUGUCAAUUAUCGUCAACAGGCCUUCUGCCAGUCCAUUUUUGUAGUGAUACCAGCGCGGCAGAUUUAGGAGUGAAACGAACGCUGGAAAAGAUUUGCGUUGUAUUGUCAAUGUACAGCAGUAGUAGUUCAGUAGUAACAAAUGUCUGCUUUUAUCCCUAUCUGUGUCUGUUUCUUCCGAAGAGGUGAUGUCGAUGUAGCAGAACGAUUUCUUUUGUCGCACAGUUUUGGCCACAUGUUUUGCUACGUGCAAGACUGCAGGGUUUUUGUAGGAUGAGCUCUUCAGAGAUGCGUGGGGGCUGUUUCUGCAUUUCACUACACAGCGGUGACGGAGAGCUUGAGCGUGUUCGUACCAAACAAAAGUGAGUUGCAUGAUGGAGGGAGGGGACACACACCACCUACAACAGCGGGGCGCGUUGUUGCAAGAACCAAUUCUAGUGGAGUGAGGCACCCCUUCGCCCGUUGGAAGGUAGCGCACUGUGCACAAGAGGCGACAGACACUUCGACUGUCUUCAUUGACCCAACGUCUUGAGCUUUCCUCUGGGAAGUAUGUAACCCCCGCUGGUGGUCGAUACUACAAGGACGUAGCACAAACGCAUCGAUCGGUCUGAUGUUGCAUGGAUAUUGCGCGUAGUCUUCAAGCCGGAGCAGGCGCCCGUUCUGUGUUGUGUACCGACCAAAUGAAGAAAAAUAAAGGCGUCGUCAAUUUAUCGGGGUUCGAGCACGUAUUUGAUGAAUGUAGCCGAGGACCGUCGCGCCAGUGAGUGAUGAUUCGCAGCAAACGACAGUUGACUGCUGUUGUCCAGUGCUCAAGGGUGAGUGUCGGACAACGGUCCACGGCGGGUGGAUUUGGUAUUUUCCGAUUCCCUUCAGAACUAUUCGCGCAAGAAGCCCACCUGCGUGUAUCGACAGGCAUGUUGUUGGUAGCCGCCUUCGUUGGGUACGCAUUGGAUCUUUCCUGCGGUUGAAGUUGGGUUCAAGAAACCCGCCCCCGUCCAGACGACCGUCUACCCUCCUGUGUCCCAUCCCCUGGUCUAUUUUUUUUUGUUUCGGCUGCGGGGGGCG